Messenger RNA from Cydia strobilella, 1978 nucleotides. It is a transcript of the gene Mdh2, whose product is annotated as malate dehydrogenase, mitochondrial. NCBI's taxonomy places the organism in Eukaryota, Metazoa, Arthropoda, Insecta, Lepidoptera, Tortricidae. The transcript is spliced from 6 exons. Bases 115 to 1143 code for a protein of 342 amino acids. The record is from RefSeq and is a predicted model, not a curated record. Gene Ontology annotation, molecular function: L-malate dehydrogenase (NAD+) activity. Gene Ontology annotation, cellular component: cytoplasm; mitochondrion. Gene Ontology annotation, biological process: malate metabolic process; tricarboxylic acid cycle.
UACGUCACGUCACUAGUUAUCAUCGAAAGGUCGGCAGGGUCAGUGGAAGUGAUCGGCGAAUAUUUUAAUUUUAUAAUAAAAGUCUGACACUUUCCUUUUAAUACUCACGCGAAGAUGUUCUCCCGCGUCCUGAAGCCUGUUGGCACACUCGCCGUUCAAAAUGGAGCCAAGAGCUUCUCUACAUCCCCUCAGAGAAAUUUCAAAGUGGUGGUGGCGGGUGCGGCUGGUGGUAUUGGCCAGCCCCUGGCCCUGCUGAUCAAACAGAACCCGCUGGUGACCCAGCUGGCGCUAUAUGACCUGGCGCCGGUCACGCCCGGUGUGGCCGUGGACCUGUCCCAUAUGAACACCGUCGCCAAGGUCACUGGCUACAAGGGCCCUGAGGAACUUCCUGCCGCUAUCAAAGGCGCCGACCUGGUCGUGAUCCCCGCCGGCGUGCCCCGCAAGCCCGGCAUGACCCGCGACGACCUAUUCAACACCAACGCCUCCAUCGUGCGGGACCUGGCGAAAGUGGUCGCCGAACAGUCGCCGAAGGCCAUCAUGGCUAUCAUCACCAACCCUGUUAACUCCAUGGUGCCUAUUGCCUCUGAAGUGCUGAAGAAGGCCGGCUGUUAUGACCCCAACCGCGUCCUUGGCGUGACGACCCUCGACGUGGUCCGCGCGGCCGCCUUCAUCGGCGAGAUCAACGGUGUCGACCCCCAGUCCGUACAGAUCCCCGUCAUCGGAGGACACUCCGGAGUCACCAUCAUCCCGGUCCUCAGCCAGAGCAAGCCCGCUGUCAAGCUGACCGACCAGGGCAAGAUUGAGGCCUUGACUAAGAGGAUACAGGAGGCUGGUACUGAGGUGGUGAAGGCCAAGGCCGGCGGCGGGUCGGCGACUCUCUCGAUGGCGUACGCCGGCGCGCGUCUCGCCAACGCUGUUCUGCGCGGUCUCAACGGCGAAUCCAACGUCGUGGAAUGCGCGUACAUCAAGUCUGACCUGACCGAGGCGUCAUACUUCGCCAACCCCGUGGUGUUCGGCAAGAGCGGCGUCGCCAAGAACCUCGGCUACGGCGCCCUCAACGCCUACGAGCAACAACUGCUCAAGGAGGCCAUCCCUGAGCUUAAGAAGAACAUCGUCACCGGCGAGAAAUUCGUCAAUAAGUAGAUGGACGAAGUUGUAUCAAUGUAAUUGUAACGCGGUUAUUGUUAUAUGGCGUUAUUCUUAAACGCGUUUCUGGCCUGAAUCGUUUGACUUUAUUAUUUUGACUUUUGUAUUUGUAAUACCUAAAGUUGUAUAACACUUGACUCCGUUUCAAGGAGAUAAGUAUGCGGCUUUAGCCAACAAAAUGUAUUUUUGGUUUGUGUGAUGAAAUGGCCUUUUAUAAGAUGGGCAACUAAAGGAUAGCAUAACUGCCAAGCAUAAACGCUGACAGUAAUAUUAUAGCUGCAAUAUUAUAGGAAACGGGUUAAAUUCUCUUAACCUUUUUACCAAAAUAUAUGUCGUAGAAUUUUAACCGGUUACAAUGACAUAUGCCAUUAAAUUAAGUAGAAGGCCAGGCGCGGAGAAUCGAUUUAAGUUUAAUUUUAUUGUUUAAGUGUCGAUCGUUAACUGUUACUAAAAUAUUUAUUUAUUUUAAUUAUUAUUAUCAAGUUUUUUACAAAAAAACUUUUUUUAAAUCAUUUUUUAUCCGACAUUGUUAAAAACUGAUAUUUAUACACGAUAAUACAGUAUUGAAUCAUAGCAUCCGGUCUGGCCCAUUGGUAGCGUGGUAAAUAGCUAAACCCCGUAUAUACACUUAGUAUUUCAUCUGCAUUUUGAGCAAAGUUAUUUCGAUACCUUAAGACUUGAAAUGACUGUUUUUAGUGUCUCAUAGUAUCGAAAUAUUCAACCAAGUAUUGUGGUCGAGGCACCUAUUGCCAAAGUUACCAUGUCUGCGUGAGGACGAAUGUUUGUAAAUAUAUUGAGUGUCCGGAUGUUGUAAUAAAUGUUACUACACUUU